CCUUAGUGUCCUACCUAAAUAGGGGGAGUUAAGUUAAACUUCUCUUUUAUAUCGCGGUUUGGCUUUAUGUGAGAGGAGAAGAGCAGUAAGAAAGUACCUUUGUAGGAGGGCGAGCGGCGAUUGUAAUGAAUUUGGAGUAGCUAUUUUCGACCUCUUCUGCCCCCAAGACCUAGCAAGGAGGAGAGGAGAAGAAAUUUUGCAGGAGGAAGAAGAGGAGGAAGAAGGAGGAGGAGGAGGAGGAGAAGAAGAAGAAGAAGAAGAAGCUGUUGCCGCCGCUGUGUAUGCUAUGCACAUGCCUGCUCGGAAGAAGCUGGUUGUUGAUAUUGUGGAUGUGGAGAUUGGACAGGUAAACCGGAUGCCAACUCCUCUGCCAGUGCCCCUGCCGACGCCGCCGCCGUCCGGCGUCUAUAAUCCGACGCCAAACAGGCAGAGAAGGGCAAAGAAGAAGAAGAGAAUAAGGAGCGAAGGGGGAAUGGCGGUGGGCACCCGCAUAGAGCUGCGCUGCACGGCAAUUCAGAAGUUUCUGCUGGAGGAGACGUCGGGGUCGGAGAAGCGCAUCCGGGAUACCUUCGGCGAUAACCCCGACACAAGCAAGGCUCUCAGAAUGCUGGUGAAACAACAUAGAGUUAAGCGCUUUGGCAGCGGAGGGAAAGCCGAUCCGUUUGUCUACAUGGCGCUAAUUCCUCCCGGCAUGAGCGAACUGGAACGGCUGGAAGAAGCCAACGCCUACGGCAUGAUGCGAUCCGCCCACGGGUAGCCUCAAAAUGUCUAGGGUUUCCUCCUCUUUUCGUUGUAAGUUUUCCGGAAUUUUAGGUCACUUCGGUGAUAAAUGGAAAAUUUUCAGUUUUUGUUGACACCUUGUAAAGACUAUGAACAAAAGAACACGGCGAUUUGGUACUGUCCGAAAGCCUCAUGUUUCUCUUUUCAAGAUUAAAUAUUUCUUUUUCUUGGUUUA
Molecule: messenger RNA, 955 nt
Organism: Cryptomeria japonica (Japanese cedar)
Lineage: Eukaryota; Viridiplantae; Streptophyta; Pinopsida; Cupressales; Cupressaceae
Exons: 3
Coding region: 287-757 (156 amino acids)
Source: RefSeq, a predicted model, not a curated record